Molecule: messenger RNA, 918 nt
Organism: Sphaerulina musiva SO2202
Lineage: Eukaryota; Fungi; Ascomycota; Dothideomycetes; Mycosphaerellales; Mycosphaerellaceae
Product: concanavalin A-like lectin/glucanase
Exons: 1
Coding region: 1-918 (305 amino acids)
Biological process (GO): proteolysis
Molecular function (GO): glutamic-type endopeptidase activity
Source: RefSeq, a predicted model, not a curated record
AUGCAACUCCCACUCCUCUCAACCUCCUGGCUGCUACUACUGCUCUCCAGCCUCACCACAGCAGCAACAGCAACACCAGCAGCAACACCAGCAGCCCCAGCAACAACAGCCUCUCCCUCUCCCUCACCCCGAUUCUACUCCAACACCUGGGCCGGAGCCGCCCAAGUCCGGCAAAACAACACCUCACCCUUCUCCUCCAUCGAAGGCACUCUAAUCCUACCUCGCCUCUCACUCCCCUCCAACCCCCAAAACACCGUCGACCAAUACUCCUUCAGCUACUGGAUCGGACUAGACGGCUACCAAAGCCCCGGCGGAAGCGGUCUCUGGCAAGCCGGCGUAGUCGGCCACAUUUUCCCUCACAACAACACUCGAAAAUACGUGGGAUUUUGGGAAUGGAUUCCCGAUCCGUAUGAAUUUGUCCCUGUAAAUGAUUUUCCCGUCUUGGAAGGAGAACAUGUAUAUGUGAGAUUGAAUGUUUCAUCAAAUGGAAUGCUCGCGACGGUGUAUAUGGAAAAUCGGAAUUCGUCGAAAGUUAUUACGCAUACGCGUUCGGCGCCGACGAAAUGGCGUGGACCGAGUUAUUCGAUUCCCGGGACGUCGGCGGAGUGGAUUGCGGAGUCGGGGACGUAUGAGAAUUAUACGAAACAGGUUUUGCCGGAUUUUGGGACGGUGGAGUUUUAUGAUGCGAAAGCGUUUCGACGCGAUGGGACGGUGGUGAGGGCGGGGGAUGCGAGGACGAAUGGAUUGCAGAUGUUUGAGAAUUUUUGGGUGGAUUCGGAAAUGUUGUAUUCGAAUGCGCAGGUGGUGGAGGGGGAGACGGGGGUCAGGGUGGAGUAUAUUGAGGAAAAAUGUGAGGAGUGUGCGGUGCAAUGUUUGGCUGCGGGGACGUGCUUGAAUACGACGACUUCUACCGGCUGA